Messenger RNA from Camellia sinensis, 793 nucleotides. Its product is annotated as protein disulfide-isomerase 5-1. The record is from RefSeq and is a predicted model, not a curated record. Gene Ontology annotation, cellular component: endoplasmic reticulum. NCBI's taxonomy places the organism in Eukaryota, Viridiplantae, Streptophyta, Magnoliopsida, Ericales, Theaceae. Gene Ontology annotation, biological process: protein folding. Gene Ontology annotation, molecular function: protein disulfide isomerase activity.
AGAUCGAUCACCGGCAGUCAGUGCAAUCCCCCUCCUGCACUGAACUUCCGAGGAGAGAGAAACAAAUCUCAAAACGCUGAAAUUGAAAGAGAAAGGACAAGAAGAAGAGCUGCGAUGAAACGCCAUCACCACCACCACUGUUCUGUGAUUCUCAUAUCACUUCUUGUUGUUGUAUCGAAUCUAUUAACUGUUGAAGCUGAAGUCAUAACCCUAACCGCUGAUACAUUCAACGACAAGGUGAAGGAGAAAGACACUGCGUGGUUUGUGCAAUUUUGUGUUCCUUGGUGUAAGCACUGUAAAAAGUUGGGAUCAUUAUGGGAAGACUUGGGGAAGGCAAUGGAAGGGGAGGAUGAGAUAGAGAUUGGACAAGUUGAUUGCGGUACAGAUAAACCAGUUUGCAACAAAGUUGAUAUUCAUUCAUAUCCUACAUUCAAGCUCUUUUAUAAUGGAGAAGAAGUUGCAAAGUACCAAGGACCGAGAGAUGUGGAGUCACUUAAAAUAUUUGUUCUGGAAGAAGCAGAAAAGGCAGCAACUGAAGCGCAGCUCGAGAGUGAGAAAGAGUUGUGAUUGUCUAUCAGCAGUAUGUGGCUUAACAUUGAUCCAUGUCCAAUCUUGGAGACGCAUCAGCCCUUAACCCGAAAGCAGGAUAGCAAUUAAAAAGUUUUGGCAGAAAUUUCUGUAAUGUUCAUUAUUUUUUGUUGUAUGAUUGGAUUGGACAAGCAGAUGUGAACUAAACUUGUAGGUGAGCUCAUUUAUUUGUUAGCAAAUCUCUUUCUAGAUUAAAUCUUGUCAA